CUUCACACUUAAACUUAAUACAUCUCGACUCGUAGAAAUCCAACCCAUUUAUCGUAUUAUGCAAUAUCUAAUCUCCUUUUUAUAUUAGUACAUACAAUUAACAUUAACACGAAAUUAAACACGAAAACGACUCAGUUAUACAGUAAUACAAUGUACAUGGAGUAUGAUUUACCUAAAACUUUCAUGUAGGAGUUGAACCUUUCUCUCUCUAAAUCCGCCUUUAGUUGCCAAUAUCACCCUUCGUGAUCCACGGUUCACACACACUCCCCCUCUUACCUUCUUCUUCUUCUUCUUCUUCUUCUUCUUCUUCUUCUUCUUCUUCUUCUUUUUCUUCUGUGCUGCUCAUUAUGAGCUUUCUCUCUCUAAGCUCACGCAAACUACACAUGGGUUUUGCCUCUUGGGAGCUUCUAAAAUGAGGGCAGCCAGGGAAGUUCACUGGAAUAUGAAGAAAUUUGCUUUAGUUCUUACGCUAUUUCUCUCUCUAAAAACAGUAGUUUUCAGUGUUACAGAUCCUGGUGACCUUGCAAUUCUGAAUGACUUCAGAAAAAACCUGGAAAAUCCUGAGCUUCUAAAAUGGCCUAGUGAAGGAGAUGAUGAUCCAUGUGGAAAUAAGUGGGAGUUUGUGUAUUGUGCAGAUGGAAGAGUUACCCAAAUUCAAGCUAAAAGUCUAGGGUUAAAGGGUACUUUGCCUAAAGAUUUCAACAAUUUGGAAAUGCUCUCAAAUUUGGGUCUUCAGCACAAUGAAUUGACUGGUAUGAUACCUUCUUUUAAUGGGUUAAAAGAGUUGAAGUUUGCAUUCUUAGAUUUUAAUAAUUUUACUGCAAUUCCUGCUGAUUUCUUUGUUGGGUUAGUUAAUUUACAAGUAAUGGCAUUGGAUCAUAACCCUAAUUUGAAUGCUACUACUGGCUGGUCUCUCCCUAUUGGGUUGCAAGAUUCAGCUCAGUUGGCUACUUUGUCAUUGGUGUCUACUAAUUUGGUUGGUCCAUUGCCUGAUUAUUUGGGGGGGUUUGGGUCAUUGACCGAGCUUCGAUUGUCAUCGAAUCGAAUCUCCGGUGGGAUUCCGGCGAGUUUAAAUGGGUCGAAUUUGCAAACACUUUGGUUGAAUGGACAAGGUGGUGGUGGGAUGAGUGGUACUCUUGAUUUGAUUGUGACAAUGGAGUCAUUAACUACUGCUUGGCUUCAUGGGAAUCAGUUUAGUGGGGUAAUUCCUUCCAACAUUGGGAAUUUGGCUAGUUUGAAGAAACUAAAUCUUAACUCAAAUCAACUUGUUGGGUUGAUUCCGGCUAGCUUGGCUGAUAUGGAAUUGGAUCAAUUGGAUUUGAACAAUAAUCAUUUCAUGGGUCCGAUUCCUGAGUUUAAGACUAAGAAUGUUACAUAUGAGUCGAAUUACUUUUGUCAAAAAACUCAAGGAGAUCUUUGUGCUCCAGAAGUCAUGGCACUUAUCGAUUUCUUGGGUGGGUUAGAAUAUCCAUCGAUCCUUAGUGCUUCGUGGUCAACUAAUAAUCCAUGUGUUGGAUGGUUGGGAGUGAUUUGCAAUGACAAUAAACAAGUUAGUGUCAUUAAUUUGCCUAAUCGCGGCCUUAAUGGUACACUAAGCUCCUCUCUUGGGAUGCUCAAAUCCCUUGAAAAAAUUAUACUCAAUCACAACAGUAUCACUGGUCAAGUUCCCUUGAACUGGACCGAUGUGAAUUCCCUCACAACCGUAGAUUUGAGUCACAACAAUCUUUCCCCUCCAUGGCCGAAAUUCAGCAAAAACGUCAAACUUGUUAUUGAUGGAAAUUCUCCUCUUAUUUCCCCCCCUCCAUCACAAACUUCAGCACCAAAUGGUCAAUCUUCAGCACCAAAAAAUGGUCCAUCUUCAGCACCAAAAAAUGGUCAAUCUUCACCCUCAAAGAACUCCGGUCCUUCUCAAACAUCAGAAACUAGAAGCCCUGAUGCCCCUAAAAGAUCUAAACUGGUUGCUAUUGUAGCUCCUGCUGCAAGUUUUGCUGCCCUUUUAUUACUGGUGGUUCCUUUGUCAAUUUAUUACUGUAAAAGGAAGAAACAUAUCCACCAAGACCCAAGCUCCUUUGUGAUUUACCCAAGAGAAGCAUCAGAUUCAGAUAACGCCGUUAAAAUUGUUGUUGCUAAUAACACCAAUGGCAAUACAUCAAUUGGAAGCGGUUCUGCUAGUAGGAAUAGCAGCGGAACGGGUGAGUCCCAUGUCAUUGAAGCUGGAAAUUUGGUGAUAUCAGUUCAAGUUCUCAGAAAUGUGACCAAAAACUUUGCCCCUGAGAAUGAGCUUGGCCGUGGUGGGUUUGGAGUUGUUUACCAGGGGGAAUUGGAGGAUGGAACUAAAAUAGCAGUGAAGAGAAUGGAAGCGGGUGUGAUUAACAACAAAGCGUCAGAUGAAUUCCAAUCUGAAAUAGCAGUCUUGUCUAAAGUCCGUCAUCGACAUUUGGUAUCUCUUCUGGGAUACUCAGUUGAAGGGAAUGAGAGAAUAUUGGUGUAUGAGUAUAUGCCUCAAGGGGCACUUAGCAGGCAUCUCUUCCACUGGAAGACUUUCAAUCUGGAGCCUCUUUCGUGGAAAAGGAGGUUAAAUAUUGCUUUGGAUGUGGCACGAGCAGUGGAAUAUCUUCACAGCUUGGCACAUCAGAGUUUCAUACACAGAGACCUCAAACCUUCCAAUAUUUUGCUUGGUGAUGAUUUCAGAGCAAAAGUUGCAGAUUUUGGGCUGGUAAAACUUGCUCCUGACCAAGGGCAACAAUCUGUGGUCACGAGGCUGGCUGGAACAUUUGGAUACAUGGCACCCGAAUAUGCUGUCACAGGCAAAAUCACAACGAAAACAGAUGUUUUCAGCUUUGGUGUGGUGUUAAUGGAGUUAUUAAUGGGAGUUACGGCACUGGAUGACCACAGACCUGAGGAACAGCAGUACUUGGCAGCAUGGUUCUGGCGGAUAAAAUCAGAUAGAGAAAAGCUAUUGGCAGCCAUCGAUCCAGUUCUUGAUAUUAAAGGAGAAACAGUUGAAAGUAUCAUAGCAAUCGCGGAGUUAGCAGGCCACUGCACAGCCAGAGAGCCCAAUCAACGGCCCGAUAUGGGCCAUGCUGUCAAUGUACUGGCCCCACUAGUCGAGAUUUGGAAGCCAUGGGAUGAUGAUACUGAAGAUUACUCUGGAAUUGAUUAUAAUCUUCCCUUAACUCAAAUGGUGAAGGGAUGGCAGGAGGCUGAAGGGAAAGACAUGAGUUAUACAGAUCUUGAAGAUAGCAAAGGUAGUAUCCCUGCUAGGCCUACUGGGUUUGCUGAGUCCUUUACCUCUGCUGAUGGUCGAUAGAGAGAGCAUUUUGUUGAUAUUUUGUAUUUAUAUUUUUGUAGAUAAAGUUUGUUGUUUUCAACUUCCCUUAAUGAUCUUUUAGCAUCACUUGUGUUCAUAUCAUUUUAUGAAUUAAUGUUGUUGUACUUGGUAUUUGAUGUUUGAAGUUGGUAAAAGUGUAAAACUCAAACUGUACAAUAGAUCUCCCAUUCUGGGUUCAAGUUUUUUACUUAUUUUUUUACGCAAAAA
This is a messenger RNA of Spinacia oleracea (spinach), 3538 nucleotides long. RefSeq names its product receptor protein kinase TMK1. Gene Ontology annotation, molecular function: protein binding; ATP binding; protein kinase activity. The transcript has 2 exons. Lineage: Eukaryota; Viridiplantae; Streptophyta; Magnoliopsida; Caryophyllales; Amaranthaceae. Bases 413 to 3310 code for a protein of 965 amino acids. Gene Ontology annotation, biological process: protein phosphorylation. The record is from RefSeq and is a predicted model, not a curated record.